Messenger RNA from Schistosoma margrebowiei, 531 nucleotides. Lineage: Eukaryota; Metazoa; Platyhelminthes; Trematoda; Strigeidida; Schistosomatidae. The record is from the annotation of a GenBank genome assembly.
AUGUUCAAUAGUGUCGAACAGGAUUUGAAAUUUGUACUAUCAACGAAGGUUGCACUAGACAUUUCAGAAAUAUCGCUUGACUUGGGUUGUCGAGAUCAGUCUUUUCAGCUCCUCUCUUCGUACUCCGGCAUUUUAGAUCAUUGUAUCAUUAUUCCAAAAAGACAGCUAACUACAGGUGAAUAUGUUCCGAGCUUCUUGAGAAUAUAUAACGAAAGUCACCGUCAUAACCAGAAAAUAGGUGGGGAGACGCAUUUCAAAGUUGUAAUCGUGUCACAUCAUUUUAAUAAUCUUUCUCCUGUACAGGUAAGAUUUAUUCGAUCAGUAUGUAUCAUCUGGUGUGCAUGCUUUAUCAGUUAUAGGCAGUUGAUGAACCUUUGGAUAUACAUACGUCUCCACCCUGCCAGAAGUCUUUGUUAUAAUGUAUUUGCCAAGUGUCUAAUAAGAAUGUCUAUCUGUGCUGAUUCUAUGAAAUAUUAUCCAUGCUUACGGGAGAAUCAACUAGUCAAUGUACAUGUUAUCGUAUCAUUUUAA